AUGUAUUCUUUAAGAACAAGUUUUCUUAGAGUGGCACAUAGACCACAGGUGAGUGUCAGUGCCUUGAGAAAUAUUUCUCUUUCCAGUAAUUUACUUCUUCGCAAUAAAACAAGAGUAACUAGAGAAAUCCCAGAGGAGGAAGUUAGGAAAUUUGAAAGACAAAGAGAAGCAGAUAAUUAUAGUCAAAGGGACUUUUAUUAUCAAGAGCAACCUUCUACGAACACCGAUAGAUUUCAAGAUAGUCCUGCCUCAAACCGUACUGUAUUCCUGGUUCCACCAAAUGAGAAUGGCCUUAUAACUCCUGAAGACCCUAUAUAUGAUAUUCUUAAAGAACCAACAUUGGUUAUAGAACGUAAAAUGGAGAUGAUGAAUUUAUUCCUUGGGUUUGAGCAAGCAAAUAAGUACGUUAUAAUGAAUUCCACCGGUCAACAAAUUGGUUAUAUGGAGGAGAAGGAUAUGGGAAUUUUGAAGAUGAUCGGUAGACAAUUUUUCCGAUUACAUAGACCAUUUGAAUUGGAAGUAUUCAACAACUACGGUGACUCUCUUAUGACCAUUAAGAGACCAUUCUCAUUUAUUAAUUCGCAUAUUAAGGCUCUUUUGCCCGGGUACGAUCCAAAUGGUAAUUUGAUGCAUGAGGUGAUUGGAGAAUCUGUUCAAAGUUGGCAUUUAUGGAGACGUCGUUAUAAUUUAUUCAAGCUUGAUGAUGACGUAACUGACGAAUAUAACCAAUAUGGUGCUAUUGAUGCGCCAUUUUUAUCAUUUGAUUUUCCUGUGAAGAAUGAUGUGGGUGAUGUGAUUGGCUCAGUAGAUAGAAAUUGGGUGGGAUUAGGUAGAGAAAUGUUCACCGACACUGGUGUAUAUAUUAUUAGAAUGGAUCCAGCCAGUUUUGCUGGAAUGGGUGACAUAUAUCCAUCAGUUGCUGGCCCAUUGACUUUAGACCAAAGAGCUAUUCUUUUGGCCACCGCAGUAAGUGUGGACUUUGAUUACUUUUCAAGACACAGUCGUGGAGGUCCAGGUGGAGGGUUAUUCAGUUUUGGAUCUUAUGAAUAG
This is a messenger RNA of [Candida] anglica, 1050 nucleotides long. NCBI's taxonomy places the organism in Eukaryota, Fungi, Ascomycota, Pichiomycetes, Serinales, Debaryomycetaceae. The record is from the annotation of a GenBank genome assembly.